Symbiodinium necroappetens is the source of this 348-nucleotide messenger RNA. Lineage: Eukaryota; Dinophyceae; Suessiales; Symbiodiniaceae. The record is from the annotation of a GenBank genome assembly.
AUGUGCGAAUUCUUAUCGGAGCUCCUCGAGCAGGACCGGCCGUUGGAGGUGCACAUGCUCCCACGGGGUCGAGCGAUGGAGGAGCAAGCGGCGGAGGUGCUGCUGCAGGUAUUGAACGCCCGGAUUUCCAAGGCGUGGGCCGGCCACCAGGGCAUGGGCGACAAAUGGGGCGCCAAAGGACUUCCAGACAGCCCCGACAAGUCCGAGGGCCGGCUUCUGGACUAUACCGUGGAGGCUGGGUUUGGUUGUGGUGCCGCUGCCUUGGCUGUGCUUGUGCCUGUGCAGGAGGCAGUCGUCUUCAUAGGAGCGCCUCCCUUUUUGGGCUUCAGGAGGCGGGCCUUCCUUUAG